This is a messenger RNA of Microthlaspi erraticum, 432 nucleotides long. The record is from the annotation of a GenBank genome assembly. NCBI's taxonomy places the organism in Eukaryota, Viridiplantae, Streptophyta, Magnoliopsida, Brassicales, Brassicaceae.
AUGGUUCAAGAUGAGAAAGCUACCCUAGAGCCACCUAAAGGAGAAGCAGCUGAUGAUUCAAUCAAGGAAGAUUCCAUUCUUUUGCCCAAGCAACUUGCCACUCAAGCAAGGAGUAAUACUAAGGCACCUAAACCAAACCCGCCCAAAGGAUCAUCCAAGAUGGAACAUGAAGCUGAAGCUAAAAAAGAUACAAGGAAGCCCAAAUCUUGUCCCAACCUGAAGCUCCUCUUCCCAAACGAGCUCAUUGAUGAGAAUCUCGAAGGAUUCAAGGAGAAAGUUGCAAGAACUUUACAACUUUUUCCAAAGGCGACUAUACCAAGAUACAUUCAUGGAGAGAUUGUCUAUCCAGCUGUGAAUCACCCACCAGAUACUCACUUGGAAGAGAAGGGACUUGGAGGAUCAAAAAUUCCUCUAAUCUCCAUCUUCUCUUGA